AUGGCCCGUGUUUGCGACACAAUCAGGAACGACCACCUAGAGCUCGAGGCAUGCUACGAAAAGAUCGUCGGUCUCAUCGACCUAGACGAAAAGGUCGUCUGGCAGAACCAGUUUGCGUGGGAGCUUGCCCGACACCUACAUGCCGAAGAAUUGCUCAUCUACCCAGCCGUGGAAAAGAAAGUGCACAAUGGCAAGGAACUUGUGCGCCAAGACCGUAAAAAACAUCAGACUAUUAAAGAGAAACUCAAGAAGUUCCAAGACAUCAAAUCUUCUAAAUCUAGCUUCGUUCCCCCACUCCAUGAUCUCAUAAAAAGCCUCAUGCCACACUGCAAGGAGACUGAAGAAAACGCCAUCGCGGCCCUAGAACAACACCGAGCGAGAGUGCGUCGAUGA
This is a messenger RNA of Talaromyces rugulosus, 393 nucleotides long. RefSeq lists its product as uncharacterized. Bases 1 to 393 code for a protein of 130 amino acids. Lineage: Eukaryota; Fungi; Ascomycota; Eurotiomycetes; Eurotiales; Trichocomaceae. The record is from RefSeq and is a predicted model, not a curated record. The transcript is spliced from 2 exons.